AUGUGUGCCGGUGAGGGUAUCUUACCCCUGGGACCCCUGAGCGGAGCUGUGGCAGGCACAGUGAAGUUCACCACCACCCUCAUACCUCCUGAGAGUCCAUUCCUCUCAGUCAGCUGGAGAUUCAACGGGAGUAACAUCAUCACCUCCACCAGCAUCAACGUCACCGGGCCCGGAUAUGACAGCAGAAUCUCACUAGACCGAGCCACAGGGGCCCUGGAGCUCAGGAACCUGGUGCUGGAGGACAGUGGGGAGUACACUGUCACUGUCAUAGCAGACAGAGGGCUGCAGCAACAGGGGAAAAUCACACUGAAUGUGUACGUGCUGAUAACUGGAGCCACCAUCCGCAGCCCCGCAGCCAUCUUAAUAGAAGAUAAAAGCUCCACAAACCUCAGCUGCGAGGCCUCCGGCUCCAUCAGCACCAUUCUGUGGAUAAAGGACGGCCUGUCUCUCCAUUCAGGAGGCAGAGUCAGCUUCUCCAUGGACAACAGGACAGUGUUCAUACAACCUGUUCACAGCUCCAACCAUGGCACCUACCAGUGUCAAGUCAGCAACCCAGUCAGCACCAUGACUGUGGCCUAUAAUCUCUCCAUCAACUCAGCAGCAGCACCUGGCCAGAGAGUGACACUGCAGUGCACAGCAGCCUCUGUCCCACCAGCAAACUUCAGCUGGAUGUUCAACAGCAAUGAGAAGCGUGUUAAUAACUCCAUGUACAUUAUAGAGAGGUUUGGGGCAGAAAACACAGGGAAUUACACCUGCACUGCCAGAAAUAUGGUGACCAUGCUGGAAAACACCACAGUUCUAAAUCUGAGAGAUUCUUCCUUGAAAAAGGACCCAGAUUAA
Messenger RNA from Micropterus salmoides (largemouth bass), 840 nucleotides. RefSeq names its product carcinoembryonic antigen-related cell adhesion molecule 6-like. The transcript is spliced from 4 exons. Bases 1 to 840 code for a protein of 279 amino acids. The record is from RefSeq and is a predicted model, not a curated record. Lineage: Eukaryota; Metazoa; Chordata; Actinopteri; Centrarchiformes; Centrarchidae.